GUCAAUACAGGUCAAGAUCAGCAGUUCAAAGGACGAGUCUCACAUUUUUCAAAUAAACUGAAGUCAGGCAACGCCUCCAUAAUCAUCAGAAAUACGAUGGUGGCUGACAGUGGAGACUACACCUGUGAACUGACAAAUCUUAAUUUAAGUCAAACGUUCCACUUUCAGCUUCGUGUUCUUGAGAAAAAAGUUAUCAAAGUGGACGAAGGAAGAGACGUCACUUUACCCUGUUCACUCAGCAGCAGACAGGACAUUACCCCAGAGAUGUUUGAGUGGAAGAAAGAUGGUCGUCAGGUGUUCCUGUAUGAUGCCGGCGAUCAUUCUGAUAACGUUAAUACAGGUCAAGAUCAGCAGUUCAGAGGACGAGUCGAACAUUUUCCAGAUAAACUGAAGUCAGGCGACGCCUCCAUAACCAUCAGAAAUACGAAUGUGGCUGACACUGGAGACUACACCUGUGAAUUUCCAUAUCUUCAACCAAAACAAAUGUUCCACAUGAAGUUUGUUCUUGAAUUUCAGCUGAUCUGA
Scomber scombrus (Atlantic mackerel) is the source of this 525-nucleotide messenger RNA. RefSeq names its product V-set domain-containing T-cell activation inhibitor 1-like. NCBI's taxonomy places the organism in Eukaryota, Metazoa, Chordata, Actinopteri, Scombriformes, Scombridae. Bases 97 to 525 code for a protein of 142 amino acids. The record is from RefSeq and is a predicted model, not a curated record. The transcript has 3 exons.